Dendrobium catenatum is the source of this 2312-nucleotide messenger RNA. Its product is annotated as transcription factor MYB61. Lineage: Eukaryota; Viridiplantae; Streptophyta; Magnoliopsida; Asparagales; Orchidaceae. Gene Ontology annotation, biological process: regulation of stomatal movement. Bases 779 to 1900 code for a protein of 373 amino acids. The record is from RefSeq and is a predicted model, not a curated record. The transcript is spliced from 3 exons.
AUUAUUUCUUAUCCAACAAAAUAGCACUUGAAUAUUAAUUUAUAGGCUAUUUUUUCCCCUUCCCUGUAAUAAAUGCUCCCUUAUUUAUUCCAACUCUCAGUUGAUAUUCCCAGUAGGAAAUCCAGUAGAAAUCCCUGAAGCCACAUAAAAUAUUUCCCUUCCCAUCGAAGAAAUACAACCCCCUCCCCCCAUCAUCUUCUUUCUUCUCUCAUAGUAACGAAACUUUACAAGGUAAUAAUUUCUCAUGAGAAAGUUCCCUCUACAAAGCAAAAAGUUCCAAGCUCAAUCUGACACAGAUUAACUUGUCAGAAAUCCAAUGUACUUACUUAAGGCCGCCUAUGGCCUCUUUAUCUUCUUCCAAAAAAAAACUCUUUACUACUCAUGGCAGUUGCUUGAAUGAAAGCACUUCCCUCAUUUCUACCUCUGUUUUUUAGCUCACAAUAGCUUUUUGAAACUAAAAGUACAGCAACUACAGUUUGUUUCUUACCAUUAAAGAGAUGUUACCAGCUUUUACUACUGUCCUCCUCCUUUGAAUUCUCUUCCUCCAUUCAAUUAUCUUUGUGAUGUUAGCCCCACCAUGGUUUCUGCAUUCUCUCAAAGCUUUUGAUAAGACUUAUGUGCAAAGAGAAUUAACCACAUUAGAAAAGGAGAAGGAAAGGAAGAAACCAUAGUUGACUGUGACCCUCUCAUCUUCUUUUUAGCUCUCGAGCCAUCUCUCUUCUCUCCUGCUCUUCUCCUCUUCAGCAUAAGCUACUGCUUCUUUGUUUCUCUUCAGAGAAUGGGGAGGCACUCUUGCUGCUAUAAGCAGAAGUUGAGGAAGGGCUUGUGGUCUCCUGAGGAGGAUGAGAAGCUCCUCAAGCAUAUCACAAAGUAUGGCCAUGGAUGCUGGAGCUCAGUGCCUAAGCUUGCAGGCCUGCAGAGAUGCGGGAAAAGCUGCAGGCUGCGGUGGAUUAACUAUCUGAGGCCUGAUUUGAAGAGAGGAACUUUCUCGCAGCAGGAGGAGAACCUCAUCAUUGAGCUUCACGGAAUUUUAGGAAACAGGUGGUCUCAGAUUGCAGCACAAUUGCCCGGAAGAACUGAUAACGAGAUAAAGAACUUGUGGAAUUCCUGCAUCAAGAAGAAGCUUAGGCAGAGAGGCAUAGACCCCAACACGCACAAGCCGUUCGCUGAAAUCGAAGGACAGCUCGCCGAAAUCGACUCCGCCGAUCAACCAGCUGCAGAACCAGAACCGGCGAAGCAUCUUGUGCAGCCACCGGAGACUGGUAUUCCAAAUAAUUCUGUAAGGCCAGCCAAUUCUUCAGCAGCCAGCUACUUCUCUCUUCCAAAUUUAACUUACAGCCCUGAUUGUGGAAGUAACAUUGGCCAAAUCCAGCAGUUUUGGUAUAAUCAAAGCGGCAAAAUUUUUAGCAACAACAACUCCAACUCUGAGUUCAGCUUUAAUUCCGCAUCUAGCUUACUCCCGUCUGUUCCCAGAUCCACUGUUUCAACUUCGAAGGAGCCGAAGCCUCUAACUUCUCUCCUAAUGGAGAAUUCUCCAUCAGGAUUCUACUGGGAGACAGGGAAUUCAAGCAACAGCAGCGCAAGCAGUGGGAGCAAUGAUCCCCUGUUCGACGGAAGCAUCUUUCAAUGGACCCAGCUGAUUCCAGAGAAAGAUACAAAUGUCCAGCUCCAGGAAGAAACUGAUGACCUCAAAUGGUCAGAAUAUCUUAAUGGCUCAGUUCCAUUAUCCACAGAACUUCAGAACCAGAAUCCUGACCUGUGUAAUGGAAUGAAAGCAGAAGAACAGUUUGGGAUUGAUGGUUUGGGUAUUUGGCUGCAGAAUCAUCAGCAACAGCAACAGCAGCAGCAGCAGGCUUCUGAUAAUUAUGGAAAGGACUGCCAGAGAGACAUAAUUUGUUAAAAAGAUUAUGACCAGCUAUUGAAGGUACUCUUUUUGAUAGAGCUUUCACUGAUUGCUUGAUUGCUUCUUGUAAGAAUCUGUCAGAUAUUCUUCUCAUAUAGAUAUAGGCCUCAGGACACAGAGAAAGCUCAAGCUUCUUUCUUCACCUUUUGGAUAAUGUUUGUGCAGAUUGACAAGCUUAGUCCACCUCUUCUCCAUGGGUGGAAAUCACUGAAGAAUAAAGCUUGUUUCACUAUCUCUACCUUUUCCACUUGUCUCUUUUAUUGUGCUUGCCGACUUUUAUUUGCUUCAGUGGACUAACUAAACCACUGGUUUCUUCUAAUACCACCCUCCCAAACUCCCUCGCUCUCUCUCUGUAACAGUUUGUGUUCAUCAUUUAGUUCAGUUUAUGCCAGACGGGUUCCUUUCUUUC